AAAAAUAAAUAAAAUAAAUAAUAAAAUAGUGUUCUGUUAGUAUUGAGAUCCAAAUCUGAAUUUCAUGAUAUUUUAAAUUCAUUGUAUUUCAUUAAUUGAUAACAAAAGGCAGCCUAACUCACCGACAUGUUCUAGACUUCUAGUCACCCUCACUCUUCCCUAUUACUCACUUGUUUCAUUGUUUGUUCGUGUCGUGUUAUAAAUUAGUGAUUGACUCGGCAAUGUCUCGGGUUAUUGCAUAAACUAGUGGUACCCCCCGUUGUUAAUUUGUUAUAUCACUUGUUUGUGUACUGUCCUACACUUUUAUGUAGUGGAAGUCGAUUACUGUUUGAUAAGUAAUUGCAAUAUUAAUUAAUUUCCAACUUCCAAUUCUGAUUUGAAAAAACAACUUCACCUCCAUUGUUAUUGUUCUGAAGAGAGAUGACGGAAAUAGCAGCAGCAGAAACGACGACAGUAGCAACAAUGGCGGAUAGUAAUGGCGUCAAUGUCAUGGCUGCAUCACCUCCGCAAGCUCUGCUAGAAAGGCUUAAGGAUUACGGUCAAGAAGAUACUUUCGCCUUCUGGAAUGAGCUUUCUUCUGAUGAACGCGAACAUCUUAUCAAAGAUAUUGAGAGUUUAGAUCUUCCGAGGAUUGAUCGGAUUAUCCGAUGUUCGUUUCGUUCUCAAGGAUUGCCGGCUGCGGCGAUUGAGCCGGUGUCGGAGGAAAUUGUGUCAACGGUGGAGCAUAGGACGAUCGAGGAGAGAGAAAAGUGGUGGAAGAUGGGAUUGAAGGCCAUCCAUGCCGGCAAGUUGGCUGUCAUCCUUUUGUCCGGUGGUCAGGGAACUCGGCUUGGAAGCUCAGAUCCUAAGGGUUGCUUUAAUAUUGGCCUUCCUUCCAGAAAGUCACUUUUCCAACUUCAGGCAGAGCGAAUUUUGUGUGUUCAAAGAUUAGCAGCUCAUUUUAUGAAUGAGGGAUCAGCAGAUGUUGUACCAAUCCACUGGUACAUAAUGACUAGCCCCUUCACGGACGAAGCAACACGCAAAUUCUUUGAAAGCCAUAAAUUUUUUGGUCUUGAAGCUGAUCAAGUGACGUUCUUCCAGCAGGGAACAAUACCUUGUAUUUCAAUGGAUGGAAGAUUCAUCAUGGAGACUCCAUAUAAAAUGGCAAAGGCUCCUGAUGGGAAUGGAGGAGUUUAUACAGCUCUAAAGUCUUCGAGACUGUUAGAAGAUAUGGCUGCACGAGGAGUCAAAUAUGUAGAUUGUUAUGGUGUAGACAAUGCACUCGUUCGCGUUGCUGAUCCCACUUUCUUGGGUUAUUUCAUUGAUAAAAAUGUUUCAGCUGCUGCAAAAGUUGUAAAGAAGGCCUAUCCCCAAGAGAAAGUUGGUGUAUUUGUACGACGAGGAAAGGGUGGCCCAAUUGAUGUGGUUGAAUACAGUGAGCUAGAUCCUUCAGUGGCUAGUGCAGUCAAUCAGGAAACUGGGCGUCUUCGCUUUUGUUGGAGUAAUGUUUGCUUGCAUAUGUUCACCUUGGAUUUUUUGAAUUCUGUGGCCAAUGGACUGGAGAAUGAUUGCAUUUAUCAUUUGGCAGAGAAGAAAAUACCAUCAGUUAAUGGAUAUACAAUGGGACUAAAACUGGAACAGUUCAUAUUUGAUGCCUUCACAUAUUCUCCUUCUACUGCACUGUUUGAGGUUUUUCGAGAAGAAGAGUUUGCCCCUGUAAAAAACGCAAAUGGGGCAAAUUAUGACACACCUGAUAGUGCGAGAUUGCUUCUUCUCCGUCUUCAUGCUCGAUGGGUGAUUGCUGCUGGUGGCUUUCUUACCCAUUCGGUGCCUUUAUAUUCAACUGGUGUUGAAGUUUCUCCGUUGUGCUCUUAUACGGGGGAAAACCUUGAAGCUAUUUGCCGUGGAAGAACCUUCCAUGCUCCGUGUGAAAUCACAUUUUAAAUUUGAUUUAUGAUUUGUAUAUCAGGCAUGUCAUUUUUUAUGAAAAAGAUUAGAAGAGAUAUAAUCAUACGAGUAUGUAUAUACACUCAACUUCAUGAGUCGAGAGUUUGAAUCAUUUUGGCAGAUUUAUUGUUCGAUAAAUAAUGAGCUUUUUUGAUGCACGGCUUGAUGUGUUUGAAUUGUUUGUUCGAGGAAGGCUGAUUAGUGGUAGUGGCUCUCAUUUGCGAUGAAGAGUGAAGAUUGGCUCAACCCAUUAGCCCGACUGUUGAGAAACACUCAAUACUUUAACACCCUCUUUAUUGAGAGUUUUGGUUAGUUCAAGACUGGGCUCAAAGCCUCAACCCAUGUAGGUUGUGCUCGUUAAGCCCAGCCUGUCGAUUACUCUAUAGAGUAUAGAGCAGUUUUUAAUCUAGCCUACUGAAAGAUUUUAAUCUAGUUAACAUAUACUGAACUUUUUAUACACGAAUAGAUGCGUGCAGCGCGCUUUAGCUAGUUUUGUUAUAUGGUGUAGUAGAGAAUAAACAUUUUAUUGCAGGGUUACAAACAAGCGAAACAACUAUCUUUUUGCUACAAAGGCUAAAGUUUGUAUUCUUGAAUGAAAUGCCACUUUAAUGAGUUG
Molecule: messenger RNA, 2542 nt
Organism: Chenopodium quinoa (quinoa)
Lineage: Eukaryota; Viridiplantae; Streptophyta; Magnoliopsida; Caryophyllales; Amaranthaceae
Product: UDP-N-acetylglucosamine diphosphorylase 1-like
Exons: 15
Coding region: 421-1923 (500 amino acids)
Biological process (GO): UDP-N-acetylglucosamine biosynthetic process
Molecular function (GO): UDP-N-acetylglucosamine diphosphorylase activity
Source: RefSeq, a predicted model, not a curated record